GGCCUAGAAACUUCCAUUGCAAUCGAGAACUUGAUCUCCAAGCUCCGUCUCCAUCCCCAAAUUUUAAAAGAGCGCUCAAACUUCUCUCUCAACGCAACAAAACCUUGUGUCAAACACAAGCACUAGCAAGAUCAUAGCAAUGGCGAAGCGCCUGAUCCCAACCUUCAACCGUGUCCUGAUCGAGAAGGUCGUCCCACCCGCCAAAACCAACGCCGGCAUCCUCCUACCUGAGAAGUCCUCCAAGUUGAACUCGGGCAAAGUGGUGGCUGUGGGUCCCGGAGGAAGGGACAGAGAAGGGAAACACAUUCCUCCUUCUGUUAAGGAAGGCGAUACUGUGCUCUUGCCUCAAUAUGGUGGCACUGAAGUGAAGCUUGGUGAAAAAGAGUACCUGUUGUUUAGGGACGAGGACAUCUUGGGCACUCUGCAUGAUUAAAUUGUUGAAUAAUUCAUUGAUUGGUAUGGUCCCCUGGGUUUUGUUUUGGAGGAUUAUGGCUGGGGUUUUAGGUUGGACUCAAAGGAUGAGGAUGUAGAUUUUUUAUUGCGGUAAUCCUUACUUUCAUCCGUAGUAUUAAUGAACUUGGUUGUCAUUUUUUGCUUAAUAAGAGUAUGGAAUUACUCAUACAGAAUUGAAAAUGUUGUAUUGAGUUGGAAUUUAUGAAUUGAAAAUGUUUUAUUGAGUUGGAAUUA
This is a messenger RNA of Tripterygium wilfordii, 687 nucleotides long. Its product is annotated as 10 kDa chaperonin, mitochondrial-like. Gene Ontology annotation, molecular function: protein folding chaperone; protein-folding chaperone binding; metal ion binding. NCBI's taxonomy places the organism in Eukaryota, Viridiplantae, Streptophyta, Magnoliopsida, Celastrales, Celastraceae. Gene Ontology annotation, cellular component: mitochondrial matrix. The record is from RefSeq and is a predicted model, not a curated record. The transcript is spliced from 3 exons. The coding region runs from base 140 to 433 and encodes 97 amino acids.